This is a messenger RNA of Drosophila teissieri, 663 nucleotides long. RefSeq lists its product as uncharacterized. The record is from RefSeq and is a predicted model, not a curated record. Bases 95 to 403 code for a protein of 102 amino acids. Lineage: Eukaryota; Metazoa; Arthropoda; Insecta; Diptera; Drosophilidae. The transcript has 3 exons.
GAUAGACUUAUCGGUUAGAGUCAAAACCAAAACAACGUGCUGCGGAGUAAAAUAUAUACAUUUUGUUUUCUUGAUAAAAAUACAAUUUGCAAAGAUGCCACAGGGAAAAUUCAAGAAGGCCAAGCUGCCCGCAUCCAUACAGAAAAAGAAAAACCAAAAGCAGGCUGCCUUCACCCGCCGUUCAAAUGCGCCCAUUCAGGCGAAAAAGGCCAAGUUCAAUGAGACGCAGAAGAUCAAGUCCGUCAUCUCGAAGUCGGUCAACAAGAGCGUGGAGAGCGAACUGCGAUCCCGCGCCCACGAGGGAUACAUCCAGUUGAGCAAGGCCCAGGAGGCGGUGGCCAAGCACCACGCCUCCCAGGCGAAGGCGGCUGCGGCGGCCAGCACCGCCAAGUCCGCGGAAUAGCUUACUCUAGGCCUAAUAUCGAUUGGAAUUGAGAGGAUUCGAGUUUUCCACACUUUACCAACUGCGUUUUGCUCUAAACAAUCUCAAAAAGGACUUUACAUCCCAGUAAUAGCUGAGAAUUUAAACUAAAUGUAUUGUUAGUACUAAGCUUGUAAAGUUACAUGCAUUUUGUAGUCCCUGCUGAAUUUAAAGCAACAUUUUCUAUUGAUAUUUGAUACCAAAUCUUUUAGAGGAUAUAGCAAUCAAACUAAUUCCUUAUG